AUGAAAUUUUGCUUUGCUUAUGGAUCAGGUGCGUUCAAACAGGCUAAUAAUGACAGCAAUAAAAUGCUGGAUCUUAUAUUUGUUGUACGUAAUGUCAACAAAUGGCAUACAGAGAAUUUGGCAAACAAUCCUAAGCAUUAUGCUCAACUAUUGAGACUCCUUGGCCCUAAAGCAAUCACAAACAUACAAGAAGAAUUGGGUGCUAAAAUAUUUUAUAACACAUUGGUCAAGACAAGCCAAGGUCAACUCAUAAAAUAUGGAGUAAUUUCUGAGGUUUCAUUGGUAGAAGAUUUAUUAGACUGGAAUGAUUUGUACUUAGCUGGAAGAUUACAUAAACCAGUUAAAGUAAUUGUGGAACCAGACGAAAAUUCUCAAUUGCGCACUGCUUUGGUGCAGAAUUUGCAUUCGGCUGUACAUGCAGCCUUGCUAUUAUUGCCUGAGCAUUUCACAGAGAUUGACUUUUUUAAGAAGAUCACCAGUCUGUCCUAUCAUGGCGAUUUUCGAAUGAUCUUUGGCGAGAACAAAGAUAAGAUCAGUAAUAUUGUAUUACCACAAUUGCAUCAUUUUAAACAAUUGUACGAACCAAUCUUGAAACACUUUGACAAUUAUAUAGAUAUUCCAAAAUCAGAUCACGUGAUUAUUACAUGUCAUCAAGAUAUCAGUCCAGCAACUAAAAUCCAUCAUUUAAAUCAUUUACCUAGAAUACCACAGGUUAAACUAGUCAGAGCAUGGUCUCAGGGUCCAAGAUCAAAAGAUACCGAGGAUUGUUUGCGUGCUAUAGCACACGAUCCAGAAUGCUGUGAGAUAUUGGAGCAAUGUUUGAAAGAGAUUGUUUGGAGAUCUAGUGUGACGCAAAGCUUAAAAGGAAUUGUAACAGCAGGAUUUGUAAAAUCUGUUAAAUACAGCGGCGCCAAAAUAAUUAAGAUGCUACAAACGAGUUCCCCCAACAAUAUUUUACCCAAGCCUUCUCUCUCUGACUCGAGUAAAAUUAAUAAAGUUGUUGGAACUGUUGUAAAGAAAACAGAAACAAAAAAGGAUGCUGAAAAACAUGUCGAAUAG
Molecule: messenger RNA, 1059 nt
Organism: Cataglyphis hispanica
Lineage: Eukaryota; Metazoa; Arthropoda; Insecta; Hymenoptera; Formicidae
Product: phosphatidate cytidylyltransferase, mitochondrial
Exons: 1
Coding region: 1-1059 (352 amino acids)
Biological process (GO): cardiolipin biosynthetic process; CDP-diacylglycerol biosynthetic process
Cellular component (GO): mitochondrion
Molecular function (GO): phosphatidate cytidylyltransferase activity
Source: RefSeq, a predicted model, not a curated record